This is a messenger RNA of Blepharisma stoltei, 522 nucleotides long. The record is from the annotation of a GenBank genome assembly. Lineage: Eukaryota; Ciliophora; Heterotrichea; Heterotrichida; Blepharismidae.
AUGGUAGGCUGGUCUUUGAGCACGAUUUUAACAGGAAAAUUCAUGAAAAUAUGGAGAAUGGAAGGAUUCAUAAGGACUUUGGAAAGAGGAAGAGCAGUAAGAUUUAAGAGCAUCGAAGAUGUGGCUGGUGCAAGAGAUGUUGCAAAGUGUGUGGGGCAGGAUCCUUAUGGAAAUAGAUAUUAUCAAGACUUCAAUGCAGACGAUUUUAAUGAAUCUCAUAAUGGAGAACGCUGGGUGGAGUUUGUUGAUAGGCAUGAUAUGUGACAAAAAGGAGAUAGGAUUCCACCUGAAUGGCAUGCAUGACUUCAUAAAAUGGUAGAUGAGCCACCUACAGCAGAGAGCACUCAUUUUUAUACACCAUUUUUUAAAAAAAAGCACAGGACUUGUCCUUCAGGAACUCCAGCAGAAGUUGUUCCUCAUGGACACUGGAAUAAUCCACAUGCUAAACAAUUUCAAAAGCAUGUUAAAAGCGUUUUGUGCACAACUUGGGAGCCAGAACACAGAGAAAAAAGAUAUGAUUAA